UAACAUCUCUGUAACUGGGUGUGUUUGGUCUCCGCCAUUUGUCAAAGAAGUGUUUACUUUUGUUUUGUUGCAAAACCAUAGCAACUGUUAAGUAAAACUGGCGGUGUAGAUGUGUGAAGCGGUUAGUUGUUGGCUAGGUCUGUAGGUGUUGAUUGACUGCGUAAGAAAUUUUUUUUCGAUUGUGACUAUUAAAAUGGAUUUACGGCUGUUUACGAUUUGGGUCGGUUUCUUCUCAGUUGUUUCUGCUCAGCGGACACCUACAAUAUCAUACAUAUCACAAGAACAAAUCAAAGACAUUGGUGGCACUGUGGAACUUGAAUGCUCAGUGCAGUAUGCGCAGGACUAUCCUGUGCUAUGGAUGAAAGUGGAUCGUAAUAGGCAAGUUGAUCCCUUACCUAUAUCAACUGGAAGUUCGUUGAUUAUUCGUGACAGCCGAUUUGCUUUGAGGUAUGAUACAGCCAGUUCAACAUACACCUUGCAGAUAAAGGACAUUCAAGAGACUGAUGCUGGUUUUUACCAGUGCCAAGUGAUCAUUGGUUUGAACAACAAAAUAACAGCAGAAGUAGAUCUUCAAGUCCGCCGUCCACCUGUAAUUUCAGACAACUCUACUCGCUCAUUAGUUGUAAGUGAGGGACAGGCUGUAAGACUUGAAUGUUAUGCUGGAGGCUAUCCUGCACCCCGUGUUUCUUGGCGUCGUGAGAAUAAUGCUAUCCUUCCUACUGGAGGCUCUAUAUAUAGAGGGAAUGUCUUGAAGAUUUCCAGGAUUGGGAAAGAAGAUAGAGGUACUUAUUAUUGUGUGGCAGAAAAUGGCGUUGGCAAAGGAGCACGGCGCAACAUAGCUGUUGAAGUGGAGUUUCCACCUGUGAUAACAGUACCAAGACCUCGUCUUGGGCAGGCUUUGCAGUAUGACAUGGACUUGGAAUGCCAUGUUGAGGCUUACCCACCCCCUGCCAUUACAUGGUUGAAAGAUGAAACUGUCCUUUCGAACAACCAGCAUUACAGCAUCUCACAUUUUGCAACAGCUGAUGAAUUUACUGAUACAACACUUCGUGUGAUAACAAUUGAGAAACGGCAGUAUGGCAAGUACCAAUGCAAGGCAGCCAACAAACUGGGUGAAGCUCGGGAAGAAGUGGAGUUGUUUGAAACCAUUAUCCCUGUUUGUCCCCCUGCCUGUGGUCAAGCAUAUGGAGGAGAUGCAGCAGAAAUAUCAACUAGCAUGGCUCUCAUUCUCAUCUCAACUAUUAUAGUUGCAUUGCAUCGAAACCUCAACACCAAACAUUAAUUUUCGUUUUGUUGUGUGGCCAAAUGAAGGCAGCUAUAUUCUUUUGGAUCUUACACUGUUAGUCUUUCUGUGGAUGGCAGUGCUUUGCAGAUUAUCUGACAUAUAAAUAUAAGUUGUGGGCAUUGAUCACACAGAGGCUAAAGGAGUUUCUGCUCAUAACAUUCCACAUUAAAUGAAUAACAUAUAAAAACAAGACUUUAGAGGAACUAUUUAUUUUCGUAUGGUAGAUAUGAUCUAUAAGUGUCUCCAUUGUACAAUAAGAUUCUAAAUUUGUUUUGGGGCAUGUCACAAUUACUGUAUUUCUUUAAUGUUUUGUUUGGUAUCUGUGUCAUUUUGAAAGUAUUAUGGAAUAUUGUGUGACUUGAUAGCUUUACUCAGGCACAACAUGUGUAGUGGUACAAAAAUAUGUUUCUUUGAUGUGCUAUGUGGUAGAAUUGUGAGAGUGAGAUUUUCUUUGAGAACAUUACAUUCCUUUUGAAAUGCUGCUGCAGCAGCUUUUAAUUUUUUUAUAUCUAAUGGGCAGCUAAGUUUUUACUUAAUAGCAUUACUCAUGGCAUGUAAAGUUUUUGCAUUAUUGCCUUUUGUGAUGACUCAUUACUGUGUAUGAUAUUCGUAACUUUUGUACUAAUGUAAAUAUUAGCUAAUCGUACUCUUCCUUAUAAAAUUUUUGUUUACAAGAGUCCAGUCCACUGUGCAGGCUGCAGUAAAGAUUGUAAACAUAUAUUUUAGUCAUAUGUAACCCUUUGAAUUCUGUAGAAAAGUGGUUCUAAAGCUUAUAACGUCAUAAAAAGUUAAAUCAUCAAACAGGUGGAAUAGAAAGCUAUGGGUAUUGCAUAACACAGUAAAUGGUAUUACCCAUUUUUGUAAGUUUAAUUUAAUUAAGUCUUUCUUAAGAUCUGGGCAGUAAUAAGACUGAUAUGGAAGCUGUUUUGAAAACAAAGUAAUAAACUCAAAAUAUUAAAACCAACCAUUGUUUUUAAUCUUUGGCAUUUGCAGAUAUGUGUUUGUGUGUUCGAGAUAUGUCUUUGCUACAGUUAAAUAUGUCGUAUUCUAAACUUUCUCUUACUUUUAGUUUCUCAAAUCACAACAUUUUGGUAUACAAAUUUUCUAUAUUACCCAGUAUUUCUUGCUAUCACAUACACACAGUUUAAGCCUUUAAUACUAGCUGCUGUUUUGUCAUUUAGAUUGAAUAGCUAAUAAACAGAUCGUAAAAUACUCAGAAUCAUGUACCCACUGAUAUUCAUCCGAUUAGCAUUUGCACGUUUUUUGUGUGGUUGACCUGCACCAUGAUAUGCUUACAUAUUUCUUGUGUGGGUAUUUUCACUUUCUAAUGUAUCUUUGUAGUACUUCUGCAAUAUUUAUGUAGUAACAACAGUAUAUGUGUGUUUCCUUUGUAUUUAUAUUUAAUUUGUUUGUGUACAUAUCAUUUUUGUAACUUGCUUAAAAGUUGGUUGUGGCUGUUGUAAACUUUGGCUUUCAUUCAUAAAUUGAUUUAAUUUUGGUCGUAAAUUCCAUAUUGUACAGUUAUUAUAAGUACCUGCAGCCAAAAAUCAUUAGGAAUUGUAUAAUUUCAGAGGCAGACGAUUGUAAAAGACAAACAUUCCAAUACGUAAAAGUAACACCGGAAUACAUUUUAUAUGCUUUUUCAGUUUUUCUGUAUUAAAACAGUAGAUACUUCGAAAUAUUAAAGUAGGAUUUUUAAAAAUAGAGAUGAGUCUUAUUAGAUUCCAAAUGAGACAAUUUUUAUUAUAUUCAGAGAACAACCUUCCUUACUCUUCAUUUGUCUAACAGAACUUUCACAAAAAUGUGUUACAGCGUAAGAACAUUCACACCACGCGCAUAAAAGUGGUACAGUUGCUAUGUUUCACUUCAAAAUCAGUAAUAAAUCAGCCUACUGCGUGUGAAUGUGAGCAGUGAAACUUAGGUUCUCAGAUUGUGAGGACAUUUGGUAACUUACCAUGACAAAAUGUAUUUUUUUUUUUU
Schistocerca cancellata (South American locust) is the source of this 3265-nucleotide messenger RNA. RefSeq names its product lachesin. NCBI's taxonomy places the organism in Eukaryota, Metazoa, Arthropoda, Insecta, Orthoptera, Acrididae. Gene Ontology annotation, cellular component: neuron projection. The transcript has 7 exons. The record is from RefSeq and is a predicted model, not a curated record. The coding region runs from base 194 to 1282 and encodes 362 amino acids.